AUGUCUUCCGACCCCCGCCCGCCGACGCCGGACCGAGAUAACCUCGAGCCUGAAGAUAUGGAGUUGGACCGGGAGAUCGAGGAGUUUCUGGGGGCCAACUGGGCCUGGAUUGCGCGAUUGCUCGAUUGCUCGGACCUCGAAGUCGGGGAGAUCCGGUCCCGAUCACCUUCACCGGCGGCAAUGCAUCUUCCGCUGGAGGAACAACCACCAUCCCCUGCGGUGGAACCCCAGCAGGUUGGCGGCCAUCUUCCAGCUUCGCCGCCUUGCCGCCGGGUCCGAUUUGCUUCGCCCUGUCAACAACCUUGCCUUGUCUCUCCGCCCCGUCAACGCCCUCGCCCUGUCUCUCUGGCCAAUCAACGUCCUUGUCCUGUCUCUCCGUCCCGUCAACGCCCUUACCCCGCUGCGCCGCCCCGUCACCGUCUCCGCCCCGCCUCGCCGCCCCAUCGCCGUCGUGGCCCUGCUGCGGCGCCCCGUCACCGUCUCCGCCACGCCUCGCCGCCCUGCCGUCGCCCCAGCCCUGCUGCGCCGCCUCGUUCCCGCCCCGUUUUGCGGCCUCGCCGCCUGCCUGAACGUCCUCGUCGAGCUUCCCCUCCUUGCCGUCCACGAUGGGAGGAAGCACCGGAGGGUGCCGCAUCAAACCCAGCGCGCCGCCGACCUACCCCCAUCAUCUGGGAACUGGCGCUGCCAAGGAGUCCGGCCAGAUUCCCCGUUCGCCGGACGGAGACCGACGAGAUCGUCGCCGGGAAUGACCUUCCACUGUCACGGGCCGUCCUCCUUCGGCUGGCAGCCACCUACAACCAACUGACGCCGGAGCAGAGAAGAAACAAGCGGUGGAGGAUUAUGCUGGGGGCCGACCGAUAUGUGCGGCUCCGGCCGAGCCAGGUGCUGCGAGUCGUCCGGGGCCGGCUGCCGGAGCUGAGGCGACGGUUUCAACCCCGCUGA
Macrosteles quadrilineatus (aster leafhopper) is the source of this 942-nucleotide messenger RNA. RefSeq names its product serine/arginine repetitive matrix protein 1-like. The coding region runs from base 1 to 942 and encodes 313 amino acids. The transcript has a single exon. NCBI's taxonomy places the organism in Eukaryota, Metazoa, Arthropoda, Insecta, Hemiptera, Cicadellidae. The record is from RefSeq and is a predicted model, not a curated record.